Molecule: messenger RNA, 1569 nt
Organism: Diversispora eburnea
Lineage: Eukaryota; Fungi; Glomeromycota; Glomeromycetes; Diversisporales; Diversisporaceae
Source: the annotation of a GenBank genome assembly
AUGUCCAAUGCACCGGAAAAAUGUAUUCUUGCAAUUGGAAAAACGGGCAAUGGAAAAAGCUUUACUGGAAACAUUUUUGGUGCGAAAACAGAAGUCAGUGAUUCAACCAAAUCCGUAACGAAUGAAGUAGCCGUUCAUGAUUGCGGAAAUAACUGUAGAUAUGUCGAUACACCUGGUUUUGAUGAUUCAAAUGAGGGGAAAGAUGAUGCCGAAACCGCUCGCGUAAUUCUUCGUACAAUGCAGAAUAAAGGAAUUACAAAUUUGACCACAAUCUUGUGGUUUGUAGUACCUGACAUCAGAGCAUUAGGUUCGUUCCACCGUCAAGCAAGGUUUAUAGAUACCUUGGCCCAAUACUAUGAUGGAAAUGUGUGGAAUAAUGUCAUUAUCGUGCACAAAGGCCAAAGUAUUCUAAAAGGACCAUAUGACGCAGCUAAAGAAAUAGCUCAAAAGUGUUAUAAAUUAAAACAUGGCAAAUUUCCCGACAAUGACGACGAUCUGCUUAAAAAAACCUCUAAUUUUGCAAUUCUCUUAUUCGAAAGUGAAGAAGUAUCAAAUCUUAUUCGCAUGGGGAAUUUCACAAGUGACGAGUUAAACAGUAAUGGUAUUUUUAAAGAAUCUGAACCAGAGCGAAUCCUUGCAGUGUACGAGUCACUAAUGAAGGAACAUCUCGAGCAUCCAAUCCCUCUCGAAUUUAAAAAUUUCAAGUGCGAGAAGUGUCCCGAAUAUACUGAUCCAAGAUUGGCUGUUGCGGAAUGUCAUUUGGACGGAGAAUUGAUUCACAACAAUAACAAAGUAAUGAUUCAUUUAGGUAAUAAGGAAAUGAGACAUCCGAAAGGUACCCACUGGUGCCAUACCGAAGGAAAAGAAAAAUAUCAUCCUGAUGGAGUUUCAAAGUAUCAUGCUAAUUCCAUACAAGUGUGGAGUCAUAAGAAUUCCGGAAGUUCUAAAAUUCACACUGGCUCGCUUCGUAGUGGUGAGGAGUAUGAAACAAGAGACCAUGGUGCCGGUGCGAAUGCUCUCCGAAUAUUUACCUUUGGUAUUGUCGAUCUUCAUGACACAAAACGUAAUCCUUCUUAUUAUAGUUGUUGUGGUGGUAGUAAAGACUCAUCAGGAUGUACUACCAAGUCCUCGUGUUGCGACAGGAAUCCAGGAUGCGAGUUAAUUUAUACAUGCUGCCAACGUUCAGGCGAAGGUUGCAUUAAUGGACAUCGAUGUUGCAAUAAACCAGAUAAAAGUAUUGGAUGCAAAGAACGUUAUAAAUGUUGUCAAGCUCUCGAACGUUGUACAAAUCUUUAUGAGUGUUGCAAUAAGAAGGUCGGGGAGAAUGGUUGCGAAGAAUUUUACACAUGUUGUAAUAGAGCGGUUAAGGAAUCACAAGGAUGUUAUCCGGUUUGUGAAGACUGCCAUAAAGAACACAGUUCAAAAGGAUGUAAAGAGGUGUGCAAGAAGUGUAAAAUGACUCGAUCUGAAAAUUAUGGGUGCUCAAAAGUACGUCACAAUUUCCCUGUAAAUUUACCACAUCAGCUUUUAUUUUUUAAUACGAGAUAUGUACAUGGAUCAAGUCAAUAA